Messenger RNA from Debaryomyces hansenii CBS767, 987 nucleotides. RefSeq lists its product as uncharacterized. The record is from RefSeq and is a predicted model, not a curated record. Gene Ontology annotation, cellular component: membrane. Lineage: Eukaryota; Fungi; Ascomycota; Pichiomycetes; Serinales; Debaryomycetaceae. The transcript has a single exon. The coding region runs from base 1 to 987 and encodes 328 amino acids.
AUGUCAGAAUUACAAAGUCUCAAAAAGGCAGAAUUAAGCAGUAUCUGUCGUAAAGUCGGGAUCCACGUCCUUGCUAAAGAUACUAAACAAAAAUUGUUCCAAAAGCUUUCAGCUUACAUUGAAGCCAACCCUGAAGAAGGUUUGAUUGCCGUGCAGAAUAGCUUGGACAUGGAAAGUGACGAGGAAACGUUAGCUGAGGCACAAGAUGCUAGUGAAGACGAAGAAACCGACGAGGUUGAAGAGGAAGAUGAAGAAGACACCGAAGAUGAAGACAAAGACUAUGAUGCAGGCCCACCAAUUAACUUGAAGGAGUGGAUUGGUGAUCCAGCAAUCGAGUUUUUCGAAGAAGGUUACUCGAAGGUAUUGGACUUCACAGACAGAAUUGGGGCUACCACCUUGGAUUACAAUGAUGAAUUAAGAGAAAACUUGUCGAGAUCUGUUUCUUUGAACUAUAUUGAACUUUUAAUUGAACUUGUUUACUUCUUGUUCACAUACAUUCCGCUUGUUGCUCUUAAACAAAACCACUCGGUGCACCAAAUUUUCAAAGACAACAUUAGCUGGUUGUCUGCUUGCAAUGUGUUGUUGCCAGAUAUUAGCGUUCUUUUCGAAUUCAAGGUUAUUUCAAUUUUUGGCAAUUGGAUUGUGAGUUCGAUUGUUUUACCGUUAGUUAUCUCCUACUAUGUUAACUUCACCAGAAGAUGUAUUAUUAUCGAUGAAGACGAUUCUGGUCUUAUUACCAGAGCUUACAAGUAUGAUCCAUUUGUUUUCGCCUUAUCAAAGGUGCUUAUUUUCUACUUUAUUGUUAAGAACUCUGGUACCUUGACUGCUCUUGAUUCUUUUGGUGGUAUUUUCAGUGCUUUGAAAAGACACUUCUUGAUCCAAUUGGGAGUUUACAACCAAUUUGCUGAUGUAUUAGGAAGCUUCCCAUUAGUCCUUGGUUUUGCCAAUGUCUUGACUGCUAUUUACUCUCAAUUUGAAGAAUAUUAA